This is a messenger RNA of Bipolaris sorokiniana ND90Pr, 467 nucleotides long. RefSeq lists its product as uncharacterized. The record is from RefSeq and is a predicted model, not a curated record. Lineage: Eukaryota; Fungi; Ascomycota; Dothideomycetes; Pleosporales; Pleosporaceae. The transcript has a single exon. The coding region runs from base 31 to 354 and encodes 107 amino acids.
GUUCGAGCUUUUCUAUCGACCGUAAAUCUGAUGGAUUCAGAGUCCAAGACUGGAAAGGUAAUUCUCGAUAUCUCAACCCACUCGCGCUACUCGCGCUACCCCACGCAAGCGAUAUAUAGCUCUAGCAAGCUGGCCUUUACCCACUUCAUACGACACAUCGGGGCCGAAUAUGCACAUACUGGGCUACGUAUUCAAUCGUACCAUCCGGGCGGGAUCUUGUCGGAUGCAGUGCGCAAAUUAGGGGGAGGAGGAGAUUAUCCUUGGGAUGACGUGAGUCUGCCGGCAGGAUUGGCGACAUGGCUGGCGAGCCCAGCAGCAGCGUUCCUGAACGGCAGGUUUAUUCUGAGUAACUAGGAUGUGGAUGAGAUUGCUGCUUUGAAGGAUAAGUUUGAGGUAGACGAGGACUUUUAGUAAGAUCGUUCUGAAGAUUAAGCCAGAUCCUUGAGGAAACGAAAUCUGCGACGGGG